Portunus trituberculatus (swimming crab) is the source of this 1870-nucleotide messenger RNA. RefSeq names its product GDP-L-fucose synthase-like. Gene Ontology annotation, biological process: nucleotide-sugar biosynthetic process. NCBI's taxonomy places the organism in Eukaryota, Metazoa, Arthropoda, Malacostraca, Decapoda, Portunidae. The record is from RefSeq and is a predicted model, not a curated record. Gene Ontology annotation, molecular function: GDP-L-fucose synthase activity.
AGAUCGCCACACGUAUACCAGGCCACGUAUCUUAGUCGAACACCUGCACACACCACAUACACCUGUUUGUUCUUUGCUGUGUGGCGAGACUUCGCUUGUGCUUAUAAACCCUUGUGUGAUAGUAGUCUAUGCCUUUCUUCUCUCAGCAUUUUCCCAGCACAUCCCUUGAACCAUGAGUGGCGAGCAGAAGGUGGUGAUGGUGACUGGGGCCACGGGUCUGGUGGGUAACGCUGUGCAGAUUGUGGCCAAGAAGGAACAGCGCCCCGAGGAAACAUGGGUGUUCCUCAGCUCCAAGGAUGGCAACCUCAGGAACAUAGAGGAGGCGCGGGCGAUCUUCAAGAAGCACCGUCCCACGCAUGUCAUCAACCUGGCGGCGAAAGUCGGGGGUCUGUUCAGCAACAUGAAGUACGGGUGUGACUUUCUGCGCAUCAACAUGCAGAUUAACCAGAACGUGCUGCAAGUAAGCCAGGAGGCUGGUGUGAAAAUCAUCUCCUGCAUGUCCACCUGCAUCUUCCCGGACAAGACCACCUACCCCAUUGACGAGACCAUGGUGCACAACGGGCCACCACACCCGUCCAACUACGGCUACAGCAUGGCCAAGAGGAUGAUCGACGUGAUGAACCGCACCUACCACGACCAGUACGGCUGCAUGUUCACUAGCGCCAUUCCCACCAACGUGUACGGCCCUUAUGACAACUACAACCUCGAGGACGGGCACGUGCUGACUGGCCUCAUUCACAAGAUCUACUUGGCCAAGAAGAACAACACCCCCUUCACAAUCUGGGGCACUGGGAAACCCCGUCGCCAGUUCAUCUAUUCCCUUGAUCUGGCCCGCCUUCUCAUCUGGGCCAUCAGAGAGUACAAUGAUGUGAACCCCAUCCUGCUGUGUGUCGAUGAGGAAGACGAGGUAUCCAUCAAGGAGCUGUCGGAGAUUGUGAUGGAGGAGAUGGGUUUUAAGGGUUCAGUGACACAUGAUACCUCCAAGGCUGACGGCCAGUUCAAAAAGACCGCUAGUAAUGCCAAACUGCGCUCCUACCUGCCAGACUUCAAAUUCACCCCCAUCAGGCAGGGCGUCCGUGAGACUGUGGAGUGGCUCACUGCCAACUACGAGACCGCACGGAAGUAAUGGUCGGUUGAAUUGCUCGUUUUGGUGGUUGUAGCGUUCAGGGGUGUUGUUAAGUGCUGGUUAUGUAUUUCUAAUUAGUGACAAUGUAGUGGUUUGUCUUCGACUAUUACACCGCUUGGAAGUAAUAGUGGGUUGAAUUGCUUGCUUUGGUGGUUGUAGUAAUCAGAGGAGUGUUGUUAAAUGCUCGUUAUCUAUUUAUUUAGUGACGAUGUUUGUAGUGGUUUGCCUCCGACUAUGAGACAACAUGGAAGUGUAAUGGUGGGUUGAAUUGGUUGUAUUGUUGUAAUGAUCAAGAAUGUUGUUAAUGGUGAUUUUUAGUUGUAUUUAGUAAUGCUUAGUUUAUGUAGUUGUUUGUUUGUAUGGAACUGUUAUUAUAUCUGGUGAUGUGUAAGGUUUGCAGAUUGUCAAGGUCGUGAAGAGAAACCUGAUGUGUAUAAAAAACGUAAUAAAUUGAUAAGGAAAGAGGAAUAAUACUGUACUGCGCAUAUUCCAGCAACUAACUGCCACCCACUGCUAAUCCAUUACAAUUUUAUGUUUAAACAAAACAAGGAGAAAAAGAAAGAAAAAUAGAUAAGUUAAGGAAUGAAAAGGUGCUUUGAUUUUCUAUUUAUUUGUCUCUCCACUUCUUAGCAAUACCAGACACCCACAAGCUGAACAAAUCAUAGCAUGUUUAUAUGCCACCCAAAAAAAAGUCAUGAGGAAAACUCUGGCCAGGAUUAUAAAGAAAUAAAAGAUCUAUGUGUA